Chelmon rostratus (copperband butterflyfish) is the source of this 1026-nucleotide messenger RNA. It is a transcript of the gene atp6ap1lb, whose product is annotated as ATPase H+ transporting accessory protein 1 like b. The record is from RefSeq and is a predicted model, not a curated record. The transcript has 7 exons. Gene Ontology annotation, cellular component: proton-transporting V-type ATPase complex. NCBI's taxonomy places the organism in Eukaryota, Metazoa, Chordata, Actinopteri, Chaetodontiformes, Chaetodontidae. The coding region runs from base 1 to 1026 and encodes 341 amino acids.
AUGGCUGCACACGCAUUCCUCCUCUGCUCCCUCGCCUUGCUGUCUGCUCUCAGCCGGCCCGGGCUCUCCUUCACUGAGGAAGAGCUGCUGCCGGGACUCACCUAUGACGAAGUGCCUGAAAUCCUGGACAGAAGCAAAGAAAACCCCAAACAAGCAACAAGAGUCACAUCAAGUCAAGAUGGUGGGUACGGCUUAGAGAGCGAAGAGGUUAUUUUGACGCCUGAAGAUGAAAACCCACUCAGGAGAAUACUGCAGCCUUUUAACUGGCAUCAGCCUGGGAUGUCUCACAGUAAGAGGAAGCUGCUCCAGUCUCUGAUGGGGCCUUAUGGUCCACUAAGCGUGUCUUACAAUGGGAAGACCUGCAUUCUGUUCAAGGCAAAGCGUCUGGCUAUCCGCUACAGGAACCACACCUUUAUUGACCUGACUGAGAGGGUCUUCAACCCCAACUCACCUGUAGACACUAAAGGCUCAAUCUGCACCAAGGAAAAAGCAACGCUUUCAUUAAGGUUUGGUGAUGUGGAGGACUUGCGAGGUCUAGUAAUCAGGCUUCAGAUGUCAAACACUUUUUAUGAGGCAGCUGGUCAGAACUGGUUCACGCUUGACAGUGUUCACAUCCACUACAACUGGACCCAGGAGGCUACGUUCAACGCCAGCGAGGUCUACGCUCCUGCCACCUCAUCCUACCAUUGCCAGCACGUCAGCAGCCUGCACAAAUAUGACACCCUGCUAGUGCCCAGCUCCCACACUGACACAUCCGCUAACUGGCACAUCACUUUCACUGACUUCCAGAUCCAGGCCUUCAACGUGCAGUCAGACAAGUUUGCGUCGGCCAGUGACUGUGCCACGUUCCUGACGCCAGCCAUCCUUAUGGGCUUGGUGACAUCUUUGAUCCUGCUCCUCGUCUUAGCCUAUGCGCUGCACAUGGUGGUACACCUCAAGCACAUCGACCGCUAUGAGGAGCACAAAGCCACCGUCUACUUUCCCCGCAGUCCAGAGGCUGAGUUGCCAGACAAGAACAGCCUGUGA